Molecule: messenger RNA, 5649 nt
Organism: Stomoxys calcitrans (stable fly)
Lineage: Eukaryota; Metazoa; Arthropoda; Insecta; Diptera; Muscidae
Gene: Cdc23
Product: cell division cycle protein 23 homolog
Exons: 6
Coding region: 318-2420 (700 amino acids)
Biological process (GO): cell division
Cellular component (GO): anaphase-promoting complex
Molecular function (GO): protein binding
Source: RefSeq, a predicted model, not a curated record
CAGACGCAAUACCAAAAGAUUUAUGAUUAUAAACGUGUAAAAUAUAAAUUAAGACAAUUAAAAUGUGAGAAACUAAACAAAAAGUAAAGAAAUGCUAAAAUCCAAACCAAGCAAUUGAUGUUUUAGUGGGAUUUGGAUACAACUCUGGAAUCGGACAACUCCAUCAGCUGGACAAGUAACUUAGCCUUCUUUAGUGAACCCUGAUUGAAACAUUGCCAAAUGCAAAUUUGGAAUUUAGAGCAACGAUUUCAAACAAGGAAGGUUGGGACGCCUAUUAUCAAAUAGAUCGAGCUUUACUGAACAACAAGUCAACUAUUAUGGAGGAUGAAUAUUUCAAUGUGCCUUUACAGGAUGUGAAACGUGAGUUGAGGCGUGGUAUAGUCGAGUGCCAGAAACGCGGCUUGCUGCAUAGUGCCAAGUGGUUGGCCGAAAUGAACCAUGGUCUGGUCGACAUUGAAAUUGCGGACGAUGAUAAUAAAUGUGAUUUCACCAAAGUGCUUCUGGAAGGCAUAACACCGGAUGAAUAUGAUUGCUAUUAUUUGGCAAAGAGUUAUUUUGAUGUCAGAGAAUAUGAUAGGGCUGCUUACUUGGUGAGAAAUUGCGAAUCGUCUGUGCCUAGAUUUCUACACUACUAUGCAACAUAUAUGGGCUUGGAAAAGCGGCGUUUGGACUCGACCACAGAUCAAUCGAAUUUAAAUGAUUCUGGGCAUGUCAAAGAUUUAGCUGAGCUCUUAGCCACUCUCAGGUCUGCCUAUUCGCAUGGCAGGUUGGAUGGCUACGGCAUGUAUUUGUAUGGUGUCAUCUUGAAGGCCUUAAAUCUUAAUCAGGCCGCCCAACAAGUCUUGGUACAAUCUAUACGUUUGGCUCCUAUGCUGUGGGGCUCGUAUGUGGAACUUGCUCCCCUUAUUACCGAAAAGGAGAAGCUGCAGACAAUGCAUUUUGGUGGACAUUGGAUGAGACAUUUUUUUGUUGCCCACACUUACAUUGAAAUGUAUUUGAAUGACGAGGGUUUGAAGGCCUAUGAAGAGCUGCAGGCAGCUGGUUUUAGAAAAUGUGUCUAUGUGACAUCACAAAUGGCAUUGGCCUAUCAUAAUAAAAGGGAUGUCGACAAAGCCAUUGAAAUAUUCCAAGAUCUGCAAGAAGCAGAUCCCUAUCGCUUAGACAAUAUGGAUACAUAUUCGAAUUUAUUAUUCGUUAAGGAGCUAAAAACUGAAAUGGCCCAAUUGGCACACAAGGCAGUGGGUAUUAACAAAUAUCGCCCAGAAACCUGCUGUGUUAUUGGUAACUAUUACAGUAUACGAUGUGAUCAUCAAAUGGCCAUCAUGUAUUUCCAAAGGGCUUUAAAACUUAAUCCAAAGUAUUUGGCAGCCUGGACACUGAUGGGUCAUGAAUUUAUGGAAUUGAAGAAUACCAAUGCAGCUAUACAAAGUUAUCGCAAAGCUGUGGAGGUGAAUAAACGUGACUACAGAGCUUGGUAUGGCCUGGGACAAGCCUAUGAAAUCCUGAAAAUGCAUUACUAUAGUUUAUAUUAUUUCAAAAUUGCACACCAGCUAAGACCUUAUGACAGCCGCAUGCUGGUGGCUUUGGGCGAAACAUAUGAGAAAUUGGAAAAAUGUCAAAACGCCAUUAAAUGUUACAGCAAGGCUUGCGAUGUGGGUGAUAUAGAGGGUAUAGCCAUGUAUAAAAUGGCCAAUCUACAUGAGAAAUUGGGUGAUUUCGAUUUGGCUGUCAACUGUUACAUUUUGUAUUGUGACGAUGAACCAGCGGCAGCAGAUAAACAGAGUUUGUAUCAUGGCUACAUGACCUUGGCCAAUUAUUAUGAAAGCAAAGGGGAAUAUGAUCGAGCAUCACAUUAUGCCUACAAAUGUUUGGAAUCAGAUGAUCGGAAAUCCGAAGCCAAAUCAUUGCUUAAAACUAUUGAAAACAAACGCAGUGGGAAAGUAAUUAGCUUGGGUAAUUUACCUUCCUGUUCUACAGCCACUGUGGCCAACGCAGAUACCUCCUCAGAUGAUGAUAUGGAAAUGGAGUUAAGUGAUUACAAAUUAUCACCCAAUGCGCCUUUUCUAGUGGGAGAUCGCGGCUUGGUGGCAGCCAGUUCCAGCAGUAUAAAAUCGAGUGCAAAUACUACAGCCAAUGAAAUGUUGAUAACAGCCUCCUCUAGUGUAACAAAUAAAUCGCCUCUGGAGACCUUACACUCAUUAGGCUCACAAAAGUUCUCCUCUUCUGUGACCACAGAUGAGAUGUCUUUAAGUGAAAGUGAUGUUACAACAAAUACCUCAUUGCCUGCCACCAGUUCGAAUCCCUCAUUACCACGACGUACCUCUAGCUCAGGCACACAGCCGGCGUUGGCAAUACCAAAUAUUGGCGAACAGGAUGAGGAUACGCAAUCAAUGGAAAUGUCUUCCAUAUCAAUAGACUGAGUUCUCGCAACUGGAGUUCUAGUUGCCUGGGUGUAGACUAAGGUUCCUCAUUGCGCUGAUAGGAUUUAGUUUAUUUAAUGUUUUAUUUGUGUUAUAUGCUGUAGCACUCACUUUUCCCUUAAUUUAUGCUUAACAAAUUUAACCAUAUUGGUUUAUUUUGAUAUACUUUAAUUUAUGGAAAGGAAUAGUUUGUGUUUCUUUAAUAUUGGCAUACAUAUGUGUUAGAUAUGUCGUUGGUUGUAGACAGAAUAUUUUAUAAUAUGGUCUGUUUUUAAUAGCUGAAGAAUGCAUUUGAAAAAGAUAGGGUUAUUGAGAAUUCUUUGUUUUGAUCCAAAAGGAAAAGAUUGAUUAAAUGAUUUGUAUUUUGUACUUUGUGUCCAUUAUCCUUACUUCCUUAAAAUGAGCAAAUAUAACAAGAAAGUAUUAAAGAAGACCAACCAAAUAAUUGUACAUUUUUGAAAAGUAGUUUGGUUAUGUUUUAAGACAGAUUAAUGGGCAGGUCGUGCCCAUCUUUGGGCUAUUUCUACUCCACUCAAUUAAAAGCUGCCCACUGUGUGUGUCAUGUUAGAUGUAAAAUUCCAAAUUGCAAAUUUGCCCCUGAACAUUCCAUAAGGAACCGGCAAUAUCCUCUUUGUCCCUUGUCAGCUCAAAGCUAAGCUAAAAAUCAGGAUCCAUACCAAGUACUCAGCAAUUAAAGCAUUCGGUUUGAAAAUUCCCCAAGUGAAGCGCUGAAACGAUCCAGCUCAACCCCCGGCACAGGAUAACCACAAAGGUUGGAACUUAGAGUUAUAAUGAAAACCUCAGCUGAAAGCUACAGGGCGUAUCCACAGGUUGCGGAUAGGGGAAUGUUCCGUAUUUGUACGGAGUAACUGCAACUGCAACAGGACAACGGCGGUAUCAAGUCGAGGAUCUCAGUGAGAGGUCGGGCGGUACUUGCUCUUGCUUUGAUAUUGAAUGUCUAUCUGUUUGGGGCAUAGGGUGGAAAACAGUCCCAGAAGGCUUAAAACUAACAAUUUCCCUCGAGCUAUCUAAACCAUCUAGGUUCCGCUCUCGCAUUACUUCAAGGUUGAUCCCUGUGGGGCUCUUAGGCCAUACGCCUCAGUGUUCCUUCCUCCAGGUGCCCUCUUCAUCUACCAAUCGCUAUAUCAUCUGCAUUUUUUAAUGAGUGAGUUAUUAUAAGCCUACCGACAUCCGACUCAAAUAUGGCACAGUUAGGAAUUUAUUUAGAUAUAGCUGUCACCAGACAUGAACCAUUAGGGGAGUGGAAUGGAAAACAAUUAAGGAUUUUGUAAGUCGCACGGAAUUCCUAACAUAAAACUUUCUUUUUCGAGGUUACUUUUCAGUUUUAAGAGCGCACAAGUGGCAUGGGGCGGAUAAAUAUCUGCACCCUCUUUUCAACCUAACCUAAUCUUAUCCGAUUUCGCUGAAAUUUUAAACAGUUAGUUAUUUUAAGCCUCCCGACCCAAAAAUAGUUCAGAGUGGACAAGAUUAGAUGCCAUAUACACCGAUCUGCCGAUUAAAGGUCUUAAGCCCACAAAAGCUGCAUUUAUUAUCCAACUUGGCUGGAAUUUGAAACUCUGUUGUUCUAAGAAUCCCGACAUUCGAUCCAAAUAGGCCGAUUUGUCGAUUAAGGGUCUUAGCCCUUAAAAGCUGCUUUUAAUAACCGAUUUCGCUGGUAUAUGAAACAGUGAGUUGUUUAAAGCCUUCCGUCAUACCAAUCUAAUACGGUCCUGAUCGGACUGCAGUAUAGACGGAUCUGCCGAUAUAGUGUCAAAAUCCUGUAAAAGUCGAAUUUGUUAUCCUAUUUCACAGUAAUUUGACACAGUGACUUGUAUUAAGGCUCGGGUCAUCCUACCAGCAUAUGGUACAGAACACAUACAUAUAUAUAUAGAUAUAGCUGCCAUAUAGACCGAUCUUACAAUUUAGGGUCUGAAUCCCAUAAAAGUUGAUUUUAUCCAUAAGAGUUCUCGGGACCUGAAUCAAAUAUCAAAUGAUAUUACGGGAACACCGAGUUCAGAUGCUGGUAAGAUCGAACUUUUAGGGCGGCCGUCCCCUGUACCAAUAGCAGAGCUUUAGCCCUGCACCUGUAGGGAUUUACCCCAAAUUUCGCUUUCAUAUAGGAGAAUACUAUUGCAGACCUGCAAUGUUUGCCGUGAAUAGGUCUAAUUGAGACGGUAUCUUCGCCGCUUUUUUGUUCUGCGAUUGGUCUGUAAGGUAUUUCACGUACCUUCUCGAACCGCAUAAAUAUCCCUGUGGGGAUGUGGUUCCUCAUAACCAGGAGUAGUUAAGUAUUUUGCAUUGCCAGCUGUAGCCCGUGAGAUUCUAACUUAAGUCUAAUUUUGAUCCCGACCUGAUGGGGGAACAGUUCCACCUACAUCUAGUUUCGUUUUUUUCACAGGCAUAAAAAAUAUCACUGGUGGACUUACCACUUAGGGAUGACAUAGUGUCUCUUCAAGAUCUUGAGUAAGUGGUUCAAUGUUACAAAAGAGAGUCUUGGGUUCAAACAUCGUAUCAACGUCAUUUACAACGACAUAUUAGCACAGCUUGCACACAUUUGCCAAAUGAUUGUUGUUCUCAGAGUUCAUGUGAGGUUCAUAGUAUGUAAAGAUAACUUUUUUUGAAAUAUUAUACUUUCUACAUGAAGCUUACAUUUUGAUAUCUUGAAGCACUGCUACUGCGAAACCUAUGAAACACUAUUAACUACUUACUAAAUUUCCUGAAUAUCUUCACUAAGGAACAGGGAAUCCUUUUCUCAUAUCAAUGAGUACAGUCCGUAUAAUGUUUAAGUUCAAUCAUAAGGGACCUCCUUUUUAUUGCCGAGUCCGAAUGGCGUGCUGCAUAGCGACACCACUAGAGAAGUUUUAAUAUGGCAGGAUACCUCAUAAAUGAAGCCAGCAAUAGUAAGGGGAAACAAACACUGCAAAUUUAUCUGAUGUUUACACCGGGUUUGAACUCAGGCGUUCGGCUUCAUAGACGGACGUGGCAACCUCGGCGCUGCGGUGGCCUCUGACUUAUAACCUAUGAAACACAGUUUUUUUCAACACACUAAAGAGCCUUUUUUAUGCGUAUCCAUAGGCUGAAUAAAAGCAAAACCAUUAGCACUAAGAUCCAUAUGGACAAGGCCAACACAUCCUGGCCGUACAAGUCUCCAUUCAUUCCGAAAUCAGUGAGAAAUUUCUUAGGAUGGCGAUAAUAGCAGAAAUCAAUGCUACAUUUCAUAUCUGGACGA